Messenger RNA from Kluyveromyces lactis, 417 nucleotides. RefSeq names its product ribonuclease P (gene POP8). Gene Ontology annotation, cellular component: ribonuclease MRP complex; nucleolar ribonuclease P complex. The coding region runs from base 1 to 417 and encodes 138 amino acids. Gene Ontology annotation, biological process: tRNA processing; intronic box C/D snoRNA processing; nuclear-transcribed mRNA catabolic process, RNase MRP-dependent. The record is from RefSeq and is a predicted model, not a curated record. NCBI's taxonomy places the organism in Eukaryota, Fungi, Ascomycota, Saccharomycetes, Saccharomycetales, Saccharomycetaceae. The transcript has a single exon. Gene Ontology annotation, molecular function: ribonuclease MRP activity.
AUGGCUAAGUUCAAACCAGAAUGGUUUUAUUUUAAACUAAAGGUAACGUCGCAUGAUUCGGAAAAAGACAAUGAGAUCCAAGUGGAUAAAGUAACUUGGCUUCAAAUGUUGAAUACAGCUUUGAAAAGAUCUCACGGUGUAUUUGGCGAAGCAAUUGAGUACGAAUUAUUAUACGUGGAUAAUUUGGAUACUAUUGCAAAGGUAAGCGUCAAUGAUACUGAUAUUUUUACUACUGCCAUAAGCACUUACAUAGCGAGCGAUGAGUUGGUCGGUACCUCACUAAUAAUAAAUGUGCUCGAACAAAGCAAUAACCUGUCCGGAUUGACCGUUCAUGAGGAUGAUAGAAUAUGGUUCAAGAAAUUGGUAGAAUCCGAAGCCGAGAUAGAAGCUGAAUCCAAAGAAAAAGAAAGAUUAUAA